Pocillopora verrucosa is the source of this 464-nucleotide messenger RNA. Its product is annotated as NADH dehydrogenase [ubiquinone] 1 alpha subcomplex subunit 3. Gene Ontology annotation, cellular component: mitochondrial inner membrane. The record is from RefSeq and is a predicted model, not a curated record. Lineage: Eukaryota; Metazoa; Cnidaria; Anthozoa; Scleractinia; Pocilloporidae.
UAAGAUGGCUGGCGUUAUGAGAAAGACUAUUGACUGGUUUAAAAUUGCUUGGGCAAGGGAGCCUGUGCUGUUUAUGUCAUGUGUUUUUGGAAUAUCAGGUCCAAUCUUUGCACUGGUCAGUCCAUGGACAAAAGAUACAGUUGCCACAAUGAAAUCAAUACCCCAUGUUUACCCAUAUCCUCAGUUAGAAGAUCAAGAUUUGAGUGAUGUUGACAGCCAUGGAGAUAAUAUUUUCAAAGUUAAAUAUCUUUUUUGACAGCCUACUUGUUCUGAGCAGAGAUGUGUCAUUUUUUUACUUGUACAAAGUUGAUUUUGCAUGUUUGAUAAUUUCCUGAGAGUGAGGUAGUAUACCCUGUUACAGCAGAAAUAAGAAUUGAUCAGUGGAAUGCUCAUGUAUUAUCAAUUGUGUGAAAGUUUGUUACUUGUGAGCCACUCCAAAUAAAGUCAAACCUUGGUGUUGACAA